ACACAGAGGCGGUCGGACAUAAUUUCACAAGCAGGCUGUAGAGUGUGGCAUCCCACACGCAGACUUACAAAACACGAACCUAUAGUGUCCAGAUUGAGUUUUCGCACUCAGUGAUUGGACUUGAUGUGUUCGUCAUGGUUUACGCACAGCAUCCCAACCGCUUUGAGACUCGACAUACUGCAUAGGCUGCGGCAACACCUGUAACGUGCGUGACGAGCCACAACCGACAUAGUGGAAACAAUAAAACCAGCCCUGUUUCAUUAGGAGCUUAAAAAUGAAUCCAUUAGAGUUUAUCCAUGCAGCGUGUUAAUUAUGAGUUUGAUGCAUUUUGCUUCAAUAUGAUCACGCAGGAUGUCACGUAGCUACACUUUUACAAAUUGUUCACAUGGUUUCAACUGAUCCGUAGACACGGACAGAUGCAACCUCUCACAGUGAGGUCCGGCAGUGCUCGAGGAGAAGGCAUGAGGUGCUGAAGUCAAUGUCAAAAUUCAUAUUUUUGCAUGUCAGCUACCGAUUAAAACGUCGGCAAAGUGCUGUUGAUAUGCUGCAGUUUGUCAUUCAAACGUUUCUCCCAUUCAUCGAUGCUGUGUUUCCUCCCCUGAUGAAGGCGGUGGGUUGAGGUUGCAUUUAACAUCAAUCACAUCCAGUGCACGGAGCGCACGCAGUCUUCAGUCUAUCAGUUGGAGAGUGUAUGCUCUCCCCUCGGGUGUCGGAUAUGCGCUCCUCUCCUCUUUUAUCCUGUUGAAAAAAAUCUGAUGCCCUUUUCACUGGAAAAGCGUUGGCGAGUGGCUCCACCGGACCUGCCUUUCCCCCCCUCACUCGAACAAAACCUGAAGUUGAGACUUGAGGAGUUUUCAGCACCACUUUUUCGUGGACAGCGCUCGCAAUGAAUUCCGGAGAUCGACGCAGCCUCGAAAUGCGUUUGGAUUCCCGCUGGAUACUAUUGAGUUACAGUGUUUUUUCACUGAAAGCACAACCGUAGUUUUUCAGGAAACCUUCUAUUCUCCUAAUAUUCCAGCAGAAAAAUAGAACGUUUUUUCCUUGGAUAUGGGUCACUCCAUGUAGAUUCCCCGUGGGCAGGAGAGCUGGGAAUUCGCUCUGAAGCCUGUGGACCUGAGACGGCCCGAGGGCUCUGACAUACACCAAAUCCCUGCCCAGGGGAAUGGUGGAGAUUAAAAACUUCUGAUUGAGGUAGAGAGGGAAGAGACACAAAGACAGGGAGGCAGAGACAGAAGAGGAAAAAAGCUUAUGGUUCACCUUUGUUCUUGUUAAUACCCCGAGUGAAGGAUCUCCAAAGAAUAACACAAGACACAAAAACAGCUGUCCACAACAGUGGUCAAAGGAUGGAGUGAGUAAAAGAAAAGAAAGAAGCAGGAUUACAUCCUGAGAAAGAGCCAAGAUCAUAUUCUACUCUAAUUGAAUGCCUGAGAGAGGGCAUAGACAUGAGAGGAAUCCUUUUCUGUGAAAACUGCUUCAAGAGGCAGUGCAAUUAACCCUCUGGCCAUUAUAAAAUAAUACCUGGCUAUUGUUGUUUCCUGAUUGCUGGUGUGGAUUCGUGCUCGGAUGGUGAUCAUGUUUCAGCCUCCAGCCUGUAGACUGAAUCAGAAUGGCUGUCAGAGAAACAUCCACAUUCUGCUGCUGCUGCUUCUUUACAGUUCCCUCAAGGCCUCUUUGGCUGCCAAACCCAAAGGGCCAGGACAAACGCAUUUGAACUCCAUCCGCAUUGACGGAGAUAUCUCCUUAGGUGGGCUGUUCCCUGUGCAUGCCAGGGGCCAUGAUGGCAAACCCUGCGGGGAGCUGAAGAAGGAGAAGGGUAUACACAGACUGGAAGCCAUGCUCUUUGCCCUUGACCGCAUAAAUAAUGAUAAUAAUCUCCUGCCUAACAUCACAUUGGGAGCGAGGAUCCUGGACACCUGUUCCAGGGACACUCAUGCCUUGGAGCAGUCGCUCACCUUCGUCCAGGCUCUGAUCGAGAAGGACGGGACAGAUGUCAAAUGCCUCGGCGGGGGGGCGCCAAUCAUCACCAAACCUGAGAGGGUGGUGGGCGUCAUCGGCGCGUCUUCGAGCUCCGUUUCCAUCAUGGUGGCCAACAUACUGCGCCUGUUUAAGAUACCCCAGGUGAGCUACGCCUCUACAGCGCCGGAGCUGAGUGACAACACCCGCUACGACUUCUUCUCCCGUGUGGUGCCUCCAGACACAUAUCAGGCCCAGGCCAUGGUGGACAUUGUUAAGGCCAUGCGCUGGAACUUUGUCUCCACUGUGGCCUCAGAGGGAAACUACGGAGAGAGCGGAGUUGAUGCUUUCAUUCAGAAGUCUCGGGAGGAUGGUGGUGUGUGCAUCUCACAGUCAGUUAAGAUUCCCCGAGAGCCAAAGCAAGGAGAGUUUGACAAGAUUAUGCGAAGACUUGGAGAAAAUACAAAUGCAAGAGUCGUCAUACUUUUUGCCAACGAAGACGAUAUCAGGCGACUACUUCAUGCAGCAAAAAAGGCCAACCAGACGGGUCAUUUUAUCUGGGUGGGUUCAGACAGCUGGGGCUCAAAGAGCGCUCCAGUUGAGAACCAGGAGGAGAUGGCAGAGGGAGCAGUCACCAUCUUGCCGAAGCGCCAGUCCAUCAAAGGGUUUGACAGGUACUUCAUUAGCCGCACACUGGAAAACAACAGAAGAAAUAUCUGGUUUGCUGAGUUCUGGGAGAACAACUUCAAAUGCAAACUCAGCCGUCACGCCGUGAAGAAAGGGUCCGGUCUCAAAAAGUGCACAAAUCAGGAGCGAAUAGGGAAGGACUCUGAUUUUGAGCAAGAAGGAAAGGUUCAGUUUGUUAUAGAUGCUGUAUAUUCGAUGGCUCACGGCUUGCACAACAUGCACAAAGAACUCUGCCCUGGGAAGGUGGGUCUCUGCGCAAAAAUGGAUCCCAUCAACGGUACCCAUCUCCUCAAGCAUAUUCGCCGCCUAAACUUCUCAGGCAUAGCUGGCAACCCAGUGCUCUUCAACGAAAACGGAGAUGCCCCUGGACGCUACGAGAUCUACCAAUACCAGAUCAGAAACCGAACACCUGAAUACAAAGUCAUUGGUCACUGGACAGACCAGCUACAUCUGAAUGUGCGUUCGAUGCAGUGGCCGGGCGGAGUCCGUCAGGUUCCGACCUCAAUCUGCAGUCAGCCCUGUCAGCCAGGAGAGCGCAAGAAGAUUGUGAAGGGCAUUCCUUGCUGCUGGCAUUGCGAGCGUUGUGAUGGAUAUCAGUAUCAGGCAGACACCUACACGUGUAAAAUGUGUCGCUUCGAUUUGCGUCCCAAUGAGAAUCACACAGGUUGCGUUCCAAUCCCCAUUGUUAAGCUGGAGUGGAGCUCCCCCUGGGCUGUCAUCCCGGUGCUCAUCGCAGUCGUUGGCAUCAUGGCCACUUUGUUUGUGGUGGUUACGUUCGUCCGCUACAAUGAUACUCCAAUUGUGAAGGCAUCGGGGAGAGAGCUGAGCUAUGUGCUGCUAACUGGAAUCUUUCUCUGUUAUGCCACCACAUUCCUGAUGAUUUCUACCCCUGACGUCGGAAUUUGCUCCCUCCGUCGGAUCUUCUUGGGCCUGGGGAUGAGCAUUAGCUACGCCGCUCUGCUCACCAAAACCAAUCGUAUUUACCGGAUCUUUGAGCAGGGCACCAUGUCUGUAAGUGCACCCAGGUUCAUUUCUCCAGCCUCUCAGCUUGUCAUCACGUUCACACUGGCUUCAGUGCAGCUGCUCGGGGUGUGCAUCUGGUUUGGUGUGGAUCCCUCCAAGGCCAUAAUCGACUAUGAAGACCAGAGGACAUCCAACCCUGUGCUGGCUCGUGGUGUGCUCAAGUGUGAUAUCUCUGACCUAUCCCUUAUCUGCUUGCUGGGCUACAGCAUGUUGCUCAUGGUUACCUGUACUGUCUACGCCAUCAAAACAAGAGGAGUACCUGAGGCAUUCAAUGAGGCCAAACCCAUUGGUUUCACAAUGUACACAACCUGCAUUAUUUGGCUUGCAUUCAUCCCAAUUUUCUUUGGCACUUCACAAUCAACAGAAAAGGUAAGCUGGAGUCCAACUUAUAUUCUGUCAGGGUUUUUGGUAACAGACAAUGCUGUGAUGAAAUUCUUAGACAUUCAUUAAAUAAUCUAAAAAUAACCUGAAAAGAAAACUGUUAAAUAUAUAAGCUUUGAAGGUUUUGAACCAAAUAAAACCAAACCUUGUCAACCUGUGAUCACUGUUCACAUUAGGCUUGUAUCUGGCAUUUUAAAACAAAUUACACUAUAAAAAUAGUAAAAAAAAAAAAAAAAAAAGUACAGAUAACAUGGGAUACUUAUUUUUCUGAGAUCUUACCGAUCAAAUAUGUUGGUAAAGUUACAGUUUAUUUUAUGGUAACAAGAACUUUAUAAAUGAAUCCUAAAUGAUCUUAAAACAAAACUUUGGGAGAUGUUAUCUGAAAUUUUUAGACUUCAACUGCACAAGCUACUAAAUGAAAACAGAGUAAUAAACAAAAUCAUUCUCUAAUGACUCUGAAGGCUGCACGAAAGCUUGUGACUCAUAUAUAUGUGACGGCUUUAUGCCACAUUGCAUUAGAGGGCCAUGAGCUGUUUUCACAAACACAAGCUCACUCUCUUAUUCCCAUGUCAAAUCAAUGUGCCCAGCCUCAUGAACCAUGAGUCUGGAUCACAUCCAGUGGAAGCUCUAGAAGUUCGCAGGUCAAAAGGGAUUCAAAAAGGCCCAGGAAACUCGAGGCCGAGUCUAGACCUCACACUCAGAGGAGACAGUCCGGGUAGAAAGCCAACAGGGUACAACAAUGACAAAGAAGAAAUGUGUCAAUCCAGUUGAAAGGGUUGUUUUGGCAGAGUAACAAAAGGGUCUCGGUGGCUACAACAGAGGACGGUGGUGAUGGAAAGACUCAUACUGGCAUGAACACUAUCAGCAGUGCCUGCAUGGGUCUGACAGAUGCAACAAAUUAAUCCUUACCUCCCCCCUCUUGGGAUUUAACAAAACAAUUCCUCAAAAAGCUGGCCUGGAAAACUGGCUCUGACAGUAAGCUCUGGGAAAAAA
Messenger RNA from Poecilia latipinna (sailfin molly), 5037 nucleotides. Its product is annotated as metabotropic glutamate receptor 4. Gene Ontology annotation, cellular component: membrane. The record is from RefSeq and is a predicted model, not a curated record. Gene Ontology annotation, molecular function: G protein-coupled receptor activity. Bases 1564 to 4113 code for a protein of 849 amino acids. NCBI's taxonomy places the organism in Eukaryota, Metazoa, Chordata, Actinopteri, Cyprinodontiformes, Poeciliidae. The transcript has 9 exons. Gene Ontology annotation, biological process: G protein-coupled receptor signaling pathway.